AUGCCACUCACAACCCCUACCCCUCCACUUGCUACCGCUCAUCACACGCCGGCCACCUACUGGUUUGUCGUUCCCGAUGGCUCACGCGGCCAUACAACGGCUGAGCAGCUACAAACAACAUGGCUUCUCACCAUACCCCCGCGCCAGCUCUCGCUUCGCCACAUCUCCUCCAUCCACCACACCUCCACGCCCCACUGGGGAACACUAGCUACUGGCAACCCCACUCCUCUCCACAUCGGAUUCUUCACCACAGGCAAUACACUCGAGCUCCUCACCUCUGCCCAGCUGUACUGGACGGCCAUACUUCAACUCAUCGAUGCCACCCAUUGGCUGCAUAGGCUUCCCCCAACCACUCUCCUCAGCUCGGAGGAAACUCCCACGGCAGAUGCCCCACGACUUCUCACUGCCCCCACACACUGCCUGCACUGGGCCCAGACCUCCAUUCCUGACUACGACCCAUAUGCCCUCGAAUCCCGCGCAUUCCUAACGGCUACGUACCCUACUAUAUACCACGCUACCCCAGGCUGGACAACCUUCCCAACCAUGACUCACUCCACACAAGCCUGGGCAGCCUCAAUUACCCAUCUCCGCGCUCCACUUUUCCAUACCCAAUGGUUCGUGGCGCACUGGGCAGUCCUCCGCCGACAUUGGCAAACUACAUGCGCUACUAACGUGGACCACAUCCGCACCACAGGGGAACUACCCCUCCUCACUGAGGUUAACAACACCAUCCGGCUUAAACGCCGCCACCACGAUGCCGCCCCCAUGGGCCACGACCGACGUAUCCGUGCCCGCAGAGCCCACCUUACAGCCAAGACGCUGCAAUGGCACUCCCAUCGAAUCUCCUUACUACAACCCGCCAUCCCACCUCCCAUAGGCUACGCCGACCCGACCCUACGGCCACCGCGUCUCCCCCCGGACCUCGGACUACCACCUCCAGCGGUAUAA
Molecule: messenger RNA, 948 nt
Organism: Aphanomyces astaci
Lineage: Eukaryota; Oomycota; Saprolegniomycetes; Saprolegniales; Verrucalvaceae
Exons: 2
Coding region: 1-948 (315 amino acids)
Source: RefSeq, a predicted model, not a curated record